Messenger RNA from Lizanozyma spartinae, 444 nucleotides. RefSeq lists its product as uncharacterized. Gene Ontology annotation, biological process: mitochondrion organization. The transcript has a single exon. Lineage: Eukaryota; Fungi; Ascomycota; Pichiomycetes; Serinales; Debaryomycetaceae. The coding region runs from base 1 to 444 and encodes 147 amino acids. The record is from RefSeq and is a predicted model, not a curated record. Gene Ontology annotation, cellular component: nucleus; mitochondrion.
AUGGCUAGACAAAGAAGAUCCGCUCCUGUUAGAACCCAAACUAGAUCUGCACACACUGCUGCUGCUCCAGCAUCUUAUUCUAAUGCUGCUCAACAUCCUCCAGCACCAGCAGCUCAUCCCCAAGUCCAACAAAAGCAACCUGGUAUGUUUGCUCAAAUGGCCUCUACUGCCGCUGGUGUUGCUGUUGGUUCUGCUGUGGGUCACACCAUUGGUGCUGGGAUCACUUCAAUGUUUGGAGGCUCCUCUGCACCUGCUGCACCUGCUGAUCAACAAGUUGUUUCUGCUGCUGCACCUGCUCUGCAACAGUUUGAACAGGCUAAGCAAUGUGAUGCGGAUGCCAGAAACUUCACCAGAUGUUUGGAAGACAACGGUGGUAACAUGCAAAUCUGCGACUACUACUUACAACAAUUGAAGGCAUGUCAAGAAGCUUCUAGACAAUAUUAA